Ichthyophthirius multifiliis is the source of this 852-nucleotide messenger RNA. RefSeq lists its product as hypothetical. Gene Ontology annotation, cellular component: cytosol. The transcript is spliced from 3 exons. Gene Ontology annotation, molecular function: 3'-5'-DNA exonuclease activity. NCBI's taxonomy places the organism in Eukaryota, Ciliophora, Oligohymenophorea, Hymenostomatida. The record is from RefSeq and is a predicted model, not a curated record.
AUGCAAAAAAAAUUUUAAUUUUUUGAUAUUGCCGCGAACCUUGCAGAUGAAUCUUUCCAAGGUAUAUAUUAUAACAAAAAAAUACAUGAAUCAGAUAUUGAAAGUGUAAUAUAAAGAGCUACUUCAGUAGGUUGUGAACAUCUUUUAAUUGUCGGAGGAAAUAUAUAAGAUUCAAUAAAUAGUUUUUAAAUUGCGUAAAAAUCUCCUAAUUUUUAUUGUACGGUAGGUGUUCAUCCUUGUAGAGCAACUGAAGUUGAAGCAAAUGCAGUAGGUGAAUGCGGUUUGGAUUAUGAUAGGUUUGAAUAUGCAAGUAAAGAAGCUUAAUUAAAAUAAUUUGAACCUCAUUUUGCGUUAGCAGAAAAACAUUAGUUACCUAUUUAUUUUCAUAAUAGAAAUACAGGUGAUGAUUUUUUUAACAUUGUGAAAUAAAAUAGAAAUAGAUUUUCUAGUGGAGUAGUACAUUCAUUUACUGGAACUUCAUAUGAACUUAAAUAAAUUAUUGAUUUAAAUCUUUAUAUUGGGAUUAAUGGAUGUUCCCUAAGAGAUGAAAAAAGUAUAGAGGUUAUUAAAGAGAUACCUUUGGACAAAAUGAUGAUUGAAACUGAUUGUCCUUAUUGUGAAAUUAGAAACACUCAUCCAGGAAAAAAAUUCAUUAAAACUGUUUUUGAAUAAAAAAAAAAAGAAAAAUUUAGUAAAGAGUAUAUGGUUAGAGGAAGAAAUGAACCUUGUUAAAUAGUAUAAGUGCUGGAAGUACUAGCUGGAUUUUUAAAUUUAGAUGAAAAAGUAAUUGCGGAUGCUUGUUUUUAAAAUACUUUGAAGUUUUUUGGAAUUUAAUAAAAUUAAAAAUUAUGA